Messenger RNA from Solanum dulcamara, 1806 nucleotides. RefSeq names its product protein DETOXIFICATION 40-like. Gene Ontology annotation, molecular function: antiporter activity; xenobiotic transmembrane transporter activity. The record is from RefSeq and is a predicted model, not a curated record. The coding region runs from base 160 to 1635 and encodes 491 amino acids. Gene Ontology annotation, biological process: xenobiotic detoxification by transmembrane export across the plasma membrane. Gene Ontology annotation, cellular component: membrane. Lineage: Eukaryota; Viridiplantae; Streptophyta; Magnoliopsida; Solanales; Solanaceae. The transcript is spliced from 7 exons.
AGAAUAUCGAGAUGAAAAGAAAAGCAUCUAUAUUUUUUUCUUCCAAAAUGAUUCAUAUAGUCAAUUUCAAAGUAAGAGCCCGUUUGAAAAUUUAUUAUUAAUAUGUCGGUUAGUAAAGUUUUGUUCUUUUGAAAUCUGAGAGUGUAGUGAAGAGAAAGCAUGGAUGAAGAAGCAGUGGAAACUAUAAGGUGUGAGCUUGAAGACCUAUUGUGCGACGCAAGAUUGUCGCAUUUUCAGCGGCUCGGACGGGCAUCUAUGGUAGAAUUUAGAAAUCUGUUUCGGCUAGCAGCUCCAGCUAUCAUUGUUUAUUUGCUCAACAAUAUUACUUCUAUGUCUACUCAAAUAUUUUGUGGUCAUCUUGGUAAUCUUCAACUUGCUGCUGCUUCACUUGGAAAUGAAGGUAUUCAACUCUUGGCUUAUGGCGUCAUGUUAGGGAUGGGGAGUGCAGUGGAGACACUAUGUGGGCAAGCACAUGGAGCUCACAAAUAUGAAACAUUGGGAAUAUAUCUUCAAAGAUCGACAAUUCUGCUUAUGUUAUCUGGAAUACCGAUUAUGGUGGCUUACUUAUUUUCAAAGCCAAUUUUAAUCUUACUUGGAGAAUCAGAGAAAGUUGCAUCAGCAGCUGCAUUAUUCGUUUACGGUCUAAUUCCUCAAAUAUUUGCUUACGCCGCCAAUUUCCCCAUCCAAAAGUUCUUGCAAGCCCAGAGUAUCGUGAAUCCUAGUGCGUAUAUAGCAGCAGCAGCAUUAGUCCUCCAUCUUUUCCUAACAUGGAUUGUGCUUUAUGUAUUCGAGUGGGGAUUAUUCGGAGGAGCCUUGGUUUUAAGUAUUUCAUGGUGGAUAGUAGUCGUAGCGCAAUUUAUGUACAUAUUGUGGAGCGAUAAAUGCAAGAAAACGUGGAAUGGAUUUAGUUCGCAAGCAUUUUCUGGGCUGUGGGAUUUUUUUAAGUUGUCAGCUGCUUCAUCUGUGAUGUUGUGCUUGGAGACUUGGUACUUUCAGAUUUUGGUUUUAGUUGCUGGUUUGCUUCCAAAUCCUGAAGUUGCAUUAGACUCGCUAGCUGUUUGUAAUACAAUUCUUGGAUGGGUGUUCAUGAUAUCUGUUGGGUUCAAUGCGGCAGCAAGUGUGAGGGUGAGCAAUGAGUUGGGAGCAGGGCAUCCAAAAUCGGCCUCAUUUUCAGUUUUGGUGGUGACAUUGAGCUCAUUUGUGAUUGCUGUAGUCGCUGCCAUAAUAGUGAUGAUGUUUCGGGAUGUGAUGAGUUAUGCAUUCACAGGAGGCGAAACUAUUGCUAAAGCAACUUCAGAACUUGCACCACUCUUGGCUGCCUCUAUAAUUCUUAAUGGCAUUCAGCCUGUUUUAUCUGGGGUGGCUGUUGGGUGUGGAUGGCAAGGUUUUGUGGCAUACGUUAAUGUGGGAUGUUACUACGUUGUUGGCAUUCCAUUAGGUGUUCUUCUUGGCUUCUACUUCAAACUCGAAGCUAAGGGAUUAUGGCUUGGCAUGUUUGGUGGAACAGCAAUGCAAACUCUUAUCUUAGUAUGGGCCACUGUUACAACCAAUUGGGACGAAGAGGUGGAAAAAGCGAAAAAACGAUUAGUUACGUGGCAAGACAGCAGUAAAAAACCAUUGUUGAAUGAAUCAUGAAAAAAAUAAUAUGGGAAUACAUUAGUGGAUUUUCUUUCUUUCCAAUUCAUAUUCAUGUAAGUUCUACCAAAAACAAAAACUUUUGUAAUCAAAUUGACUGAAAAUAUGCGAAACUAAACUUGGUUAUAGGUCUAGUGGAACUAAGGAUUGAUGCGCAUCUAUACUUUCCAA